UAUCAACUCUAACUUACUUCUCACAAAAGACUGAGUAAAUUCCUAUCAGCUCACAGAGUAAAUGGCAAAAUUGGGUUUAAUGUUUGAUAACUAAUAGUUUGGCUCGUGUUUUGGCGCUCGUUUAGUGGACAGCUUUUCUGACGGAACUAAAUCAGCCGUUAAUCGAUAGAGUCUGACUGUAGCUCCUCAGGCCUCAUCACGUGCAUAGACUCUAUGAUCACAAGCUAAUAACAGACCUUUGUUGUUCAGACAGAAGGAUUUUCCUCUGAAUGACGCGCUUCACGAGCUUCUGCAGCAGGGGGCGACGCGCGCGAGUCAGCUGAGGGACGCGCAGCGCGAGCACGACACACUGCAGGCAUCUCUUCUGCAGCUGGACCGGAGCUGUGAGUCUGUGUGCUCUCAGGUGAAGCUGAAGGAGAAGAUGCUCACUGCUCUUCAGUGUGAUGUGGAGCAGCUUCAGCGCAGCGUCCUCCGUCUGGACGCACAGAUCCACAGCGUCCUGCUGGAGAACCUGGAGCUCAGAAACUGUACGGAGGAGCAUCAGGAGCGCCGGCGCUCACAGCAGACAGAGUUCAGCUCGCACCGCAGCCGUAUGAGAGACUACAGGACGGCCGUGUGUCUGCAGGACAGCCGAGCACAUCUCCAUCAGGAGCUCCAGCAGAAGCAGCAGGAGGCGUCUGGACUCAGACACACGCUGGACGAGCUGAAGACAGACCUCCAGAAACCAGACGCUAGUGCUGUCCGUCAGACGCAGGUCUCGCUCUCGCUCUCGCUGCUGAGAGACUCACACGCUGACCGCAUCACUGACCUCAUGUGUGUUCUGAUCCCUACAGAAGGACAUCGACCUUCUCCAGGCCAGUAUCCGUGCAGCGAGACAGACUGUGCUGGAGAGAAAAGCUCAUCUGGAGAACCAACAGCGGACACAGACACAGCUGAGGAGAGAGAUCGAGAUUCAGGAGCGCAGAUGCGAGGCCAUCCUGAAGCGGCUGCGCAGUCAGCUGAAGAAAGCUCAGUCUGGACACCGUCAGCUGCGCAGUGACAUCACACACCUGCAGACGCAGCUGGACGAGCUCAGGGGUCAGCUGGACGCCUCCUAAUGGCCGGUGAGCUCUCGUGCUCAUCUCUGUGUAACACACAAGUUCAGUCUGUGGGAACGUGUUCAGUCCUGCACUGCUCAGUGUGUGUUUGGAUGUUUCCUGUCUGAACUGACGCGUGUUAGUGUUAAAUGAGGUUCUAGUUCUAGAGCGUCUGUGUGAAAGUGUGUGUCGUUUCCACUGAAACCAUCCGAGAGCAGCUUCAGAUCCGCUGUUGGAGUGAGGAUGAUUCAGAUUCACUGACUCCUGUUCAACCAGAUCACAGUUCACCAGCUCUCGUGUGACAUCAGCAUUAAAACAACUAACACUUCAAGCAUUUUGUUCAAAUUCAGUCCUUUAUUGCACUAACACACACACACACACACACACACACACACACACUCUCUCUCUCUCUCUCUCUCACUCACACACACACACACUCUCUCUCUCUCUCUCUCUCUCUCUCUCACUCACAC
This is a messenger RNA of Carassius gibelio (silver crucian carp), 1549 nucleotides long. RefSeq names its product coiled-coil domain-containing protein 122. The transcript is spliced from 3 exons. Bases 422 to 1039 code for a protein of 205 amino acids. Lineage: Eukaryota; Metazoa; Chordata; Actinopteri; Cypriniformes; Cyprinidae. The record is from RefSeq and is a predicted model, not a curated record.